Messenger RNA from Homarus americanus (American lobster), 534 nucleotides. Its product is annotated as merozoite surface protein CMZ-8-like. The coding region runs from base 1 to 534 and encodes 177 amino acids. The record is from RefSeq and is a predicted model, not a curated record. Lineage: Eukaryota; Metazoa; Arthropoda; Malacostraca; Decapoda; Nephropidae. The transcript is spliced from 2 exons.
AUGACGUGGACUACAAGUGUGACGUCAUCCAUGUCACCAGAGACUACACGCCUCCUAACCACUGCAGUUGGUCUCGUCAAUCUCUCGCCCUCCGGCCCUCCUCUGCAGCCUCUGCAGUCUCUCUGCAGUCUCUUCCUCUCAGCCCCCAACACCCUUCCCAGUCCUCAACACCCAUCCCUCAGUCCCUCAACACCCAUCCUCAGCCCUCAACACCCAUCCUCAGCCCUCAACACCCAUCCUCAGUCCUCAACACCCAUCCUCAGCCCUCAACACCCAUCCUCAGCCCUCAACACCCAUCCUCAGCCCUCAACACCCAUCCUCAGCCCUCAACACCCAUCCUCAGUCUCAACACCCAUCCUCAGCCUCAACACCCAUCCUCAGCCCUCAACACCCAUCCUCAGCCCUCAACACCCAUCCUCAGCCCUCAACACCCAUCCUCAGUCCUCAACACCCAUCCUCAGUCCUCAACACCCAUCCUCAGUCCUCAACAUUCUUCCUGUCUGGGAUGUAGAACGACAUUCUCUAGACGGGUGA